AUGCCUCUUUCGGUUCUCCGAUUAUAUGACAUCCCGACAAUAUCGGAACUGUACCGAGAUGUCAGCCUUGGUCAGAGGCCUACUGAUCGGACUCCAGUGCAGUACCUCAAUGAUAUUGUCUCCACCGUUCGCUAUGAUAUCACCAAACUUGACGUUGACUGCAUCGUGAAUGCUGCCAAUAGCUCACUGCUUGGUGGUGGUGGCGUCGAUGGUGCUAUCCACCGCGCCGCCGGCCGCGAGCUUGUCAGGGAAUGUGCCACUUUGAACGGAUGUGAUGUUGGUGACGCCAAAAUCACUUCUGCAUACCGGCUGCCCUGUGAGAAGGUGGUGCACACUGUCGGCCCAAUCUACGACAAAAAGUACAGCGAGGAUUCUGAGAGCCCCGAGACCCUGCUUCGCUCUUGCUAUCGCCGCAGCCUUGAGGUGGCUGUCGAAAAUGACAUGACUUCGAUCGCAUUUGCAGCUAUCAGCACCGGUAUCUAUGGCUACCCCAGCAAAUUGGCUGCGAUGGCUGCUGCCGAUGAAGUGCGCAAGUUCCUGGAACUGCCCGAGAACAAGGACAAGCUGGAACGAGUGAUCUUCUGCAACUACGAGAUCAAGGACGAGAUGGCUUACAAGAGGGUUCUUCCGAAGGUAUUCCCACCCACGGAGGAAGACCUGGCCUCGGACGAUGAGUCGGCCAACGAGGGAGAUAGAAUCUCGGAGAAAGGUUUUACUCCCAAGGAAGACUUAGCUCAUCAAGAAGAAGUGGCCGCGAAGGGAGAUUCGGACAACAUGGAAGAUGUGGCUCCCAAAGAGGACCUGACUGACAAGAACAACUCGGACUCUGUCGAAGACGCGGCUUCCAAUCACGACCUGCCUCCCAAGGAAGACCAAGCUGGCAAGAAUGGUGUACAUUCCGAGAACGAUGUGUCCGCCACGGAUUAA
Molecule: messenger RNA, 927 nt
Organism: Penicillium cataractarum
Lineage: Eukaryota; Fungi; Ascomycota; Eurotiomycetes; Eurotiales; Aspergillaceae
Product: macro domain-containing protein
Exons: 2
Coding region: 1-927 (308 amino acids)
Source: RefSeq, a predicted model, not a curated record